AUGAUCCGCCAUCAGCUUAAUCCUCUCCUUCGUCUUCUCCACCGCGUCGUCAUCGGCCUCCUCAGUCUUGGCCUUCCACGCCUCCCAGGACCGCUUCAUGUUCUCCUCCAUCCUCUUGUGCUCCACCGCCUGCGCCUUCUCGGCGUCGUACCCGGCCCCCAGCGCGCCUGCCGCGAUCAUCGCCGCCGCCUUGCGGCUGGGCACGAUCACGGCCUCAGGGUUUGCCGCGUUGGGGUCCUUGGCCAGCUCCUUGCGCAGCGCGUCCAGCUGCGCCCGGUUCUCCUUCAGCGUCUCCUGCGCCGUCUUCACCGCCUCCUCACGCUCCGCCAGCUGCGUCUCCAGCCCGUCCAGGCAAUGCUCCGUCGGGUGCGACAGAGGGUUCUGCCCCUCGCGCAGCUGCGCAAACAGCUCCGUCUUCCUCCACAGCAUCGUCAGCGCCAGCAGCGGCAAGAACGACGCGAUCACGCCCAGCUUGACUGCGAGCGGCCCCAGCCAGUGCGGCCGCGUGCGCUCGACCAGCAGCACCAGCAGCACCAGCCCCAGGAACAGCACGGUCGGGUCCGGCAGACGCGACGCCAGCGCCGCCGCCUUCUCCACCAGUGGCAUGUACUUGGCCAUUGCCUUCUGCAGCGGCGACUUCUCGCGCUUGCGCCGCGCCGUCUCGGCCGCCUUCUCCUCCUCUGUCAGCUUCUUGGGGAAGAGCUUCUGCAGCAGCGCAGCGAUGGGCGACGGCUUGGGGUCGUCCGGCGCGCGGCGGAAGCGGAUGACGGAGCGCUCGUGCAUCGUCUCGUCUUCGACCUCGGCGCCUAG
This is a messenger RNA of Chondrus crispus (carragheen), 810 nucleotides long. RefSeq lists its product as hypothetical. The transcript has a single exon. The record is from RefSeq and is a predicted model, not a curated record. NCBI's taxonomy places the organism in Eukaryota, Rhodophyta, Florideophyceae, Gigartinales, Gigartinaceae. The coding region runs from base 1 to 810 and encodes 269 amino acids.